GUCGGAGGAGUGCCCCCUACCUCCCCAUCUACCAACUUGGUCCACGCGGAGCGACAAUGACGGAGAUAAUGGGACGCGGGUGGGCGUCUCCAGGACUCCCGCUCCAUCCCUCCGGGUCCCCGCCCACUGCUCCUCCGGAACGUACUGUGUGGCUGCUUUUCUCCAGCGCGCGGCGCUGCGCUCGCUUUUAUCCCCGGAGCCGCGUCGGUUCGUGCGCUGACAGCCGGGCUCAGCCAGUCGGCUGGAACUGAGUAGCAUUCUUUGAAUCUGCGGCUUUCAUGACGUCUCCCUGCGUGGUCCAUCACUUUUCUCCCAGCCGGGGAUUUUUUUUUCCGCCACUCUUGCCUUUUCCCCCUUCCCUCCACCCGGUCUCCCUCCCCCGCCCCUGCCCCAGAGCACACCCCUCCGCCCCUCGGUUGGCCCCCGCGCCCAGCCCUCCUCUCCGCUCUCGGCCAGAGGGAGCCCCUUUGAAGACGGCCGCACCUGGCCGGAGAGGCUGGGCUGGCGGAGGGGUGGGGAUGCGAGGGAACCGGGAAGCGAGACCCAGAGCUUGAUGCACAGCGAGGAGAAUGGAGUCUCCUAAUAGCCUCCCGGGGCCGAUGUGAAAUUUGACCAUCUGAUUCCAGUUUUUCUUUCCUUUGCUUUUUUUUUUUUCCUUCGCCAUCCAUCGUGUAGCGAAUUACUAAAUCUUGCUCCAUUCCAAGAGAGGAGAUCAUGAUCGAAUGAAGCCACCCAGUCCGCGGCAAGGAAAAGCACAAAGAAGAAAUGACAGCGAUGGCCAAGCUGACAGAAUCCAUGACUAACGUCCUGGAGGGCGACUCCAUGGACCAGGAUGUUGAGAGCCCUGUGACCAUUCACCAGCCAAAGUUGCCUAAGCAGGCCAGGGAUGACCUGCCAAGACACAUCAGCCGGGACCGGACCAAAAGGAAAAUCCAGAGGUACGUGCGGAAAGAUGGGAAGUGCAACGUCCACCACGGCAACGUGAGGGAGACCUAUCGCUACCUGACCGACAUCUUCACCACCUUAGUAGACCUCAAGUGGAGGUUCAACCUGUUGAUUUUCGUCAUGGUUUACACGGUGACGUGGCUCUUUUUUGGGAUGAUCUGGUGGCUAAUUGCAUACAUCCGAGGAGAUAUGGACCACAUAGAGGACCCUUCGUGGACUCCCUGCGUCACCAACCUCAACGGGUUCGUCUCUGCUUUUUUAUUCUCCAUAGAGACAGAAACCACCAUCGGCUAUGGCUACCGGGUCAUCACGGACAAGUGCCCGGAGGGAAUUAUUCUCCUCUUAAUCCAGUCUGUGUUGGGGUCCAUAGUCAACGCAUUCAUGGUGGGAUGCAUGUUUGUAAAAAUAUCGCAACCCAAGAAGAGGGCAGAGACCCUGGUUUUUUCCACCCAUGCAGUGAUCUCCAUGCGGGAUGGGAAACUAUGCCUGAUGUUUCGAGUCGGAGAUCUGAGGAAUUCCCACAUCGUGGAGGCUUCCAUCAGAGCCAAGUUGAUCAAAUCCAAACAGACCUCCGAGGGGGAGUUCAUACCCUUGAAUCAGACAGAUAUCAACGUAGGGUAUUACACUGGGGAUGACCGUCUGUUUCUGGUGUCACCACUCAUCAUCAGCCACGAAAUUAACCAGCAGAGUCCUUUCUGGGAGAUCUCCAAAGCCCAGCUGCCCAAAGAGGAACUGGAAAUUGUGGUCAUCCUAGAAGGAAUGGUGGAAGCUACAGGGAUGACGUGCCAAGCUCGAAGCUCCUACAUCACCAGUGAGAUCCUGUGGGGGUACCGGUUCACACCCGUCCUGACGCUGGAGGACGGGUUCUACGAAGUCGACUACAACAGCUUCCAUGAGACCUACGAGACCAGCACCCCGUCCCUCAGCGCCAAAGAGCUGGCCGAGUUAGCCAGCAGGGCAGAGCUGCCCCUGAGCUGGUCCGUCUCCAGCAAACUCAACCAACACGCAGAACUGGAGACAGAGGAGGAAGAAAAGAACCCCGAGGAGCAGACGGAAAGGAAUGGUGAUGUGGCGAAUCUAGAGAACGAAUCCAAAGUUUAGUCCCCUGGCCGGGCAACCCCUCUCCUCUCCCCCGCAUCCUUCCCUCGUCUCUCAUUCUCUUUCUUUUCUGUCUCUCCUGCUUCGUUCUUCCUUUGUAUUUAAGUUUGGCAUUACCAGAAAACAAAUCUUCAAGGUGUAAAAUAUCUACCUGCCCUCUCUCAGUUACUCAGAUUGACAGGGUAGACGUGGAUUGGGUUAGGGUGUCAUGUGCCCUCAUUUAUGGCCCAGGUCUUCUCCCUAAAUACGACACAUCCAACUCCUGGAGAUGUAAGCACUUACCUGCAUGUGUCGUACAAAACCAGAACACUCAACUGGGUGCGGCAAAGAUGUCACCUGGGACAGGACCAGGAAGGUCUCUGGUGCCCACUCACUCAUGCCGGGAGACACGGAGUACAGCCCUCAGUUUUAUACGUCUCAAUAAAUUUCAUCUGCGGGGCGAGGUGCUUGCCCCAUGCGGGCAUCGCAGUUACAGGACCCAGGUGAGGCAGAGACUAAACACUGUACAUAUAUACGCCUUAUGUAAUUAUUUUCCUUUGCAGUUAGUAAUAAAACCCAGCAUGUACAAAGGUACUGUAGAACACAACUUCUAAAUGAUGUACAUAGGUGUAUAAUUAAUGUAGGUUUAGAUAUAUAACUUUAGAAAUGAGACAAAAAAAAAGAUUCCCAAAGUACAGUAGGCAUUUCUGUUCCGAUGUCUCUGUUUUCUGGAUUUCUUUGGUCCCACUGACCUCUGGCCCUUUAGUGCAUGGCCUUUGUUCUGUGUCCCAGACUGGCAGCCGUUUGGGUACUUCUGUUCCCUCGCUAAACCUUUCGUUGAAUCUAAUAAGCCAUAGGUCUGGGGGAAGUUUGGAGGUCCAGGAGAUGGCAACACCCACCACCAAUAUACUGAUUUACUGUGAAAUGUUUACAAAACUGAGGUCUCUUUUUUAAGACAUCAAGGGCCUCGCCGACUAGCCUGGGGGAGAAUUCCAGGAGGAGGCCACGCUCUGGCACAUCACCAGUCAUGUGUUCAUGCUUUUCAAGUGAGCUCUUACCCUUUGUAGCACAACAGUUUGAGAAACUUUUCUUCUGUAAAACCAUUGAUUCUCCAGCUGUUCCACUCUACCAUCACAAGAAACGACAGACUAUUAAAAAAUGAGACAUGAUUAAGUUAGUAGAAGAUGGUUUGGGUCUAAAGUCAAGAAAUUCAUGAUGCAAGAAGUCGGUGAAGUAUCUUUUAAUCACUGAUCUCACACACUUUGACUCCAUCUGGCACUCUUCCUGUGGCUGGGGGCUUACCCAUCAGCAUUUCUUGCAUGGAUACUUUUUUUUUUAAUGAAAUUACCACAGUUCAACAUUCAAAGAUUAGAUCAACAAUUUUGGCGACUGUGUAAGAAAUCUCUCUAGAGUAUGCCAGAGGUUAGAAAUCAAAUCCAAGGUACCUCCCAAUCAAAGAAAAUUUUUAAAAAA
Vicugna pacos (alpaca) is the source of this 3495-nucleotide messenger RNA. It is a transcript of the gene KCNJ6, whose product is annotated as potassium inwardly rectifying channel subfamily J member 6. Lineage: Eukaryota; Metazoa; Chordata; Mammalia; Artiodactyla; Camelidae. The record is from RefSeq and is a predicted model, not a curated record. Gene Ontology annotation, molecular function: G-protein activated inward rectifier potassium channel activity. Gene Ontology annotation, biological process: regulation of monoatomic ion transmembrane transport; potassium ion import across plasma membrane. Gene Ontology annotation, cellular component: plasma membrane.